UUUAUUGUAAAUAAAAUGAUGAGAAAUGGUGGGAAUUAUGAAUUCGGUAAACGUCUACGCAGAUUAUUUGACAGCAGUUCAAUAAAUCGUAGACUAUUUAUAUUUAUUAUAUUCUGUAUAUUUAUAUUAUACUUUGGAUCAUCACUAGCUCAAUGGUUUUUCAAUAAUAAAACACCAGUAAAAGCAUUCGAAGAUGUUUGUCUCGAAGAUAAACUAUCAAGUGCUUAUGCAGAAGCACGUGUUUAUGAUGCAGUAAUAAUAGAACAUGCGGAUGAGUCGUCAUCGUCAUCAUCAUUAUCAUCAUCAACGUCGUUAUCAUUUAUGUCAUUUGAGGACAAAUAUUUACCUUAUAUAGGCAACGGGUUAUUUGGAAUUGAAAUUAAUGCGGAGAAUGCACGUGUGUACAUAAAACAUGACAGGACAUUAUCGUUGAAUACCCAGUGGGAUCCAUUAGUGGCGGUAAUACCCGAGGAUAAUAACAAUCAGAGGGUAGCUGACGUCAUCCACUUUACCCAAGGCGUCGUGUCCAGGUAUCAGUGUGCUAAAGAUGGCUAUUCAAUUACUCACAAGUAUUAUGUCCAUCAAGUCUUCGAUAAAAUACUGGUCCAGGACAUCACUGUCACGAAUCCUUCAUCAUCGACCCAAAGUCUUACGUUUAAAUUAAACACCAAUCAUUGGACUGACAGCAAAUCAACCAACUUCCAAGUUGACGGAUCUAAUCACAAGUACACGGUGACUUCCGGCUUUUUACCAUCACCUAAUUCAGAUAAAAUAAUUGUUAUGACAAUUGUUUACUCGGUACCGACACAAUAUUUGUCUGUAAAACCGAAAAGUACAACAAAAUUUGAAUUUUUAACGAGUAUUUGCUACAGCGAGCCAAUAACACUUGGUCAGUAUGAAAACGAACGUAAAAAUACUGAAAGAAAAGCCACCAAAGCAUUGAAAGAUGCUGUAAGUGUACAACAGCAGCAAGGAUUAUUAAAUCAGCAUACAAACGCUUGGCAAAGUUAUUGGAAUACUGGUUUCAGUAUCAGCGAUUCAAAAGCUAAAGGCGCUAUUAAUGGCCACAAAAUAAAUUCGACUAUUUACUAUGUGCUAUCACAAAUACCACGCGGUAUUGCUAACGUUGAAAAAUCUAUAGCAAACAACGAAGGCUGCUAUCGCGGGCAUCACACGCUCGACGCAGUAAAACUGUGGAAAGACACGUCCACAAUUGACGGAAUUAAUUCCGUGGUUAAAGCUUGGAUAAUAACACUAGCAAAACAAGGUUGUCAUCAUUUAUUAGCAGGCGGACCAUCAGCAGUACAACAAGCGAUCGUUUUAAGUCUUGGUGGGUUGAGAUUCAGUAAUCAGCAUCUAGAUUUCAAUAUCGAUCCGCAAUAUCUACAUCGUAAUUAUUUAUUUAGACGAAUUAAUUACGGUAAUAUUACGCACGUAAAUAUAUCAGUGACUGUUGGUACUGACAAUCGUGCAGUAUUGAGUGUCGCGUUGGAUCGUAGCGACAGCGAUUAUUACGCUUGUGAUGCUGGUUGUUUGGAUUCACCAGUACUUCUUAGUCAGUCUUAUACAAAUUUUCCAGUUAAAUUAACAAAACCACUAACGUCUAUACUAUAUAUUACUUCCGACUACCAGCAUAUGCAGGACCUUCGUAAUGUCCUGCAUGUACAUCAAGUUGAAGAGGCACCCGCUCAUGAUCACCACGUGAUGGCUCUCCAUAAGCACGGGCACCAACUCGGCGGUCUGCCCACAUUCUUCUGGGUCAGUAUAUGCUUUCUAAUAGUAGUAUUCCACAUGUUUUUGUGCAAACUUAUUUUUACUGAAUACUACGGGCGUCAGGAUCGCCAGCGAGGACGAUACAGCAAACCGUAGAUUUUAAUUUUUGUUAUUAAAUAAAUAAAUAACAAUUAAUUAUUUAAAAGAACAAAAUAAAAACACGUGUAAGUGUAUAUAUUUUUCGUAUUAAAGAAAAAAUAAAUGACUUAUUUAUUAUUUGUCGUAAUAAUAAAUUUUCUGUGUAUAAGAGAGAGAGAGAGAGAGGGGGGAGAGAAAAUUUUGAUAUAUACUUAACUAUUUUUAUAAGACUUUUAAAAAUUUAUAUAAAAAAUUUGAAUUUCGCGGUAUGUUAUUUAUUUGUACCAGCAUUC
Messenger RNA from Microplitis demolitor, 2144 nucleotides. RefSeq lists its product as uncharacterized. Bases 16 to 1869 code for a protein of 617 amino acids. The record is from RefSeq and is a predicted model, not a curated record. NCBI's taxonomy places the organism in Eukaryota, Metazoa, Arthropoda, Insecta, Hymenoptera, Braconidae. The transcript is spliced from 7 exons.